AUGGUUGAUAUCCCGUUGCAAUUGCUCCCGCGGAAAUACCAAAAUAUUUUUGUACGUUUGUGUGUUACCCCUCUACUGAUGUUGGAAUUAUGUUGCAUUCAUUCAUUGAGAUGGCGCAUGUAUGGUUGUAAAGCUCGAUAUCAUCUAUGUUGGAAAGUGCUAAGUGAUAAAGACGAAUGGAUUAUCAGUCAUAUCAAUGUUAAAAGUGAUUAUAGAUUUAUUAAUUGA
This is a messenger RNA of Brugia pahangi, 228 nucleotides long. The record is from the annotation of a GenBank genome assembly. Lineage: Eukaryota; Metazoa; Nematoda; Chromadorea; Rhabditida; Onchocercidae.